CCGCGCGCGCUGCGUUCCUCCCGCUGGCCCCGGCCGCGGUGCUCCCGAGUGCCCUCAGCGACGGCGCCAUGGAGCGGCCGGCACCCCUGGCCGUGCUGCCCUUCUCGGACCCCGCGCACGCGCUGAGCCUGCUGCGCGGCCUGAGCCAGCUCCGCGCCGAGCGCAAGUUCCUGGACGUGACGCUGGAGGCGGCGGGCGGGCGCGACUUCCCCGCGCACCGCGCCGUGCUGGCGGCCGCCAGCCCCUACUUCCGCGCCAUGUUCGCGGGGCAGCUGCGCGAGAGCCGCGCCGAGCGGGUGCGCCUGCACGGCGUGCCGCCCGACAUGCUGCAGCUGCUGCUCGACUUCAGCUACACGGGCCGCGUGGCGGUGAGCGGCGACAACGCCGAGCCGCUGCUGCGAGCCGCCGACCUGCUGCAGUUCCCGGCGGUGAAGGAGGCGUGCGGCGCCUUCCUGCAGCAGCAGCUCGACCUGGCCAACUGCCUGGACAUGCAGGACUUCGCCGAGGCCUUCAGCUGCGCGGGGCUGGCGAGCGCGGCGCAGCGCUUCAUCCUGCGCCACGUGGGCGAGCUGGGCCCGGAGCAGCUGGAGCGCCUGCCGCUGGCGCGCCUGCUGCGCUACCUGCGCGACGACGGGCUGUGCGUCCCCAAGGAGGAGGCCGCCUACCAGCUGGCGCUGCGCUGGGUGCGCGCGGACCCGCCGCGCCGCGCCGCGCACUGGCCGCAGCUGCUCGAGGCCGUGCGCCUGCCCUUCGUGCGCCGCUUCUACCUGCUGGCGCACGUCGAGGCCGAGCCGCUGGUGGCGCGCUGCCCGCCCUGCCUGCGCCUGCUGCGCGAGGCGCGCGACUUCCAGGCGGCGCGCUACGACCGCCACGACCGCGGGCCCUGCCCCCGCAUGCGCCCGCGCCCCUCCACCGGCCUCGCCGAGAUCCUCGUGCUCGUGGGCGGCUGCGACCAGGACUGCGACGAGUUGGUCACCGUCGACUGCUACAACCCGCAGACGGGCCAGUGGCGCUACUUGGCCGAGUUCCCCGACCACCUGGGCGGGGGCUACAGCAUCGUGGCGCUGGGCAACGACAUCUACGUGACGGGUGGGUCUGACGGCUCCCGGCUCUACGACUGCGUGUGGAGGUACAACUCCAGCGUGAACGAGUGGACGGAGGUGGCGCCCAUGCUGAAGGCCCGCGAGUACCACAGCUCAUCCGUGCUGGACGGGCUGCUGUACGUGGUGGCCGCGGACAGCACGGAGCGCUACGACCACACCACGGACUCCUGGGAGGCCCUGCAGCCCAUGACCUACCCCAUGGACAACUGCUCCACCACCGCGUGCCGUGGCCGCCUCUAUGCCAUCGGCUCCCUGGCCGGCAAGGAGACCAUGGUGAUGCAGUGUUACCACCCGGACACGGACCUGUGGUCGCUGGUGGACUGUGGCCAGCUCCCGCCCUGGUCCUUUGCCCCCAAGACGGUGACUCUGAACGGACUCAUGUACUUCAUCAGGGACGAUUCCGCAGAGGUGGACGUGUAUAACCCCACGAAGAAUGAAUGGGACAAGAUCCCAUCUAUGAAUCAGGUGCACGUCGGGGGCAGCCUGGCUGUCCUUGGAGGGAAGCUCUACGUCUCAGGCGGUUACGACAAUACGUUUGAACUCUCGGACGUGGUGGAGGCCUAUGACCCAGAGACUCGGGCCUGGAGUGUCGUGGGCCGGCUCCCAGAGCCCACCUUCUGGCACGGCAGCGUCAGCAUCUUCCGCCAGUUCAUGCCCCAGGUGCCCCCGGGUGGCCGUGGCUUUGAGCUGGACAGCGGCAGCAGUGACACAGAUGUGGCACGGCCCCGGCUGCCACAGAACCCCGACGAGCUGCACUAGCCCCGGCCCGGCCCGGGGAGGGCCUCGGCACAGGUACUAUGACACGGCUGCAUUGGGGGGCGGUGAGUCCCCACCUCUGCGCACCAGGACUGCGUGGGUUCAGCAGGUGCAGCCUGGGCUCGGGCUGUGGAGUGAGCUUCGGGAUCUGAUCCCGGAGACUUCCUGUGCUCGGAGAGCCUGAUGCGCAGCUUCUGCGACCACGACUAGUUGCCGAUGCCCCUCCCUCGGUCCAGGAAGAGCAGCCUCCUACGGGCAAAGGUCUCUGGCUGCAGCAGGGGACUCCUCCUGCUGCCCCUGCCCCCACCUCCCUGCUCCCCCCUCAGAGAGGAGGGCCACCUGUGGGGUACAAGUACUCCCCUGAGAGUCUGGGAGUGUCCAGGCCCGUCCUCCCUGGCCUGCAGGCUCUGCUGUCCUGGGAGCAUCGGGAACCAGGCUGGCGAUGGCCACAGCGGGGUCCUAGACACCGUAUCCAGUGCCACACAUCGCAGCAGGCCAGCUCCCCGGACAGAGGGCGUCUACCUGCCUGGCUCCAUCCCCCCGUGGGGGUGUCACAACAGAACACUCCUUACAGGGGUGUGUGAUCCCAGUGCCGCAGGCCAGUGGGACCGGGUCGGAGGGCGGCCUUGAAGAGGGGGCCCUCGAGGGAUGUGCCAGUGAACCUGGGCUGAGGCCAAGGCUGGGUGUCCUCAUCCGCCCACCCCUCCAGGUGGUAUGUCCACCUGACUUGGAGACCUCCAGGACCAUCUUCCUAGGUGUAUGCCGGAGAGGGCAAAAGCCCACAGGUGUCAGGUUGUAGCCUCUUACCGGGCGGCGCAGCCGGGCAGAUGGCUGCAGGUGCCCUCGCCCUCCCGUGGGAGCAGAGAAGCCCCUGGGCAGGGCAGCCACCAUGGUUGGCUGCAAGUUUUGAAACACAGUGUGGCCCUUCCUGAGAAGAAGGGGGUGGAGUUGGGGAGGGAGGCAGCAAGAAACAGUCUGGAUCGACUCUUUAACAUCUUCUGGAGCUGCUUCUGCAGGGCGGGGUGAUGCCCCCCACUCCUCCAGAGCCUGGGGCUUCUCCAGGAGAGUGAGGGGGCAGCUCUGGGGAGCUCCACAGCUCAGCGGCCCCGGUUUUCCUCUUGGGAGUGACUGGUCUUCUCUCAAGGUCCCCAAGUAACCUUCAGUUGGAUUUGUCUUGCUUCCAAAGAGGAGGAUGUUUGCAUCUCCCUCCUUAGAAACAUGGAAAGCACGUGUUGGUUGAGUUGCCGUUUCCAGUGAACGGAGUUGGAAAUGCGUUCAUAUUGGCACUGUCCCUUCCUAAGUGGCACUGAAACACUUUCAUUGGCCAGAGGGCAUGGGUGCUUCUGGGGAGGAAGCCCCAUGGCCUCAAGAGCUUUAGGCUGGGGUCCCCCCCCUCGUGCCCUGGUGGGGAGUCCUCACUAUCAGACCUGCGCCGGGACCCCCAGCUGGAGCGGCUCCAGCUCCCAGCCAGCCCCUCCCAGCCCCAUCGUGCCCCGCCUUGUCACCUCCGCACACCCACUGUGCCCAGAAGGCGGGGUCGUGGGCCUUCCUGGGACUCCCCCGCGCCGGGCAGGCCUGGCUGUGGGAUCCCUCGGGCCUGGGCUUCUUCGCGGCCCAGGUGUCGCCUUCACCCCUCCUGGUAGGAUUGUUGUUCUUCUCCCCCCGGCCCCCCCCAGGGGUGAUCUGGCUCCGCGCUGCCCAGGCUGGGGAUGCCUCUCCUCUGGCUCCAGUGCCUUCCCGGCAGGCCAACCCCUUGGAGGUCAUCUGUGCUCUGUAAAGCGUCUGUCCUUGGUUCCAGUGUGGGCAGAGGCUGCG
Molecule: messenger RNA, 3674 nt
Organism: Mustela lutreola (European mink)
Lineage: Eukaryota; Metazoa; Chordata; Mammalia; Carnivora; Mustelidae
Gene: KLHL21
Product: kelch like family member 21
Exons: 4
Coding region: 69-1862 (597 amino acids)
Biological process (GO): protein ubiquitination
Molecular function (GO): protein binding
Source: RefSeq, a predicted model, not a curated record